Arabis nemorensis is the source of this 279-nucleotide messenger RNA. NCBI's taxonomy places the organism in Eukaryota, Viridiplantae, Streptophyta, Magnoliopsida, Brassicales, Brassicaceae. The record is from the annotation of a GenBank genome assembly.
AUGAAGAAGAUCAUGAAGCUCUCUUCAAUUACAAUGGUAGUUACUCCCCUACUUCUUAUUGUAUCUGGUCUUGUCCAAGCUAGGACCGAGCCUUUUCCUCCACCACCAAUACCAGAUUUCCAAACCAACUCUAAACCGAUUAAUAAACCACCGGUUUUUCGAACCGAACCAAUUCUUACCCUACCAAACCAGCAUGCGAAGAAAUCAGUGGAACAAUUCCCAAUCCCAAUUAUUUGUCCUCCUGGUCUCGGCCAUUGCAUUCCUCCAAAACUUGACUAG